AUGCCUGCUGCCUCAACCAAAGUAUUUAUUCUCGGAGCUACCGGGUACAUCGGGGGAGCAAUAGUCACAGAAUUGCUCAGAACUUCUGCUGGUUUCACAAUCACCGCACUCGUGCGUAAGGAUGCAGACAUCGAGGUGCUAGAUAGACUUGGCAUCAAGACUAUCAAAGGAUCCUUUUCGGACCUAGACAAAAUUGAGCAAGCAUCACGCGACGCAGAUAUCGUGUACAAUGCGGCGGAUGCAGACGACAUGAAAUUGACUCUGGCGGUGAUCAAAGGGCUCAACUCAAAGAAAGAUCGCGGAAUUUUGAUCCAGACAAGCGGCACAGGUCUACUUAGCACCAACUACAAUGGAGAGCUCACACCCGAUGAUUCUAAAAUCUGGAAUGGUUACUGGGUUUUUACCUGUGAAUUCUUAGACGACAUUGAGAAUAUCUCACCAACACAACCCCACCGUGAUGUUGACUUGGAGAUAUUCGGAGCUCAUGAAAGAGAAGAAAUAGACGCAUACAUCAUUGCGCCCUCAUGCAUAUACGGCACCGGAGAUGGUCCAAUCAACAAGAUCUCCCAACAAGUUCCGAGGCUGAUUCGUGCUGCUAUUGAUUUUAAGCAGCCCGUCUACGUCGGGAAGGGCACUAAUUUGUGGAAUAAUGUCCAUAUCAGCGACCUUAUAAAGCUCUACUCUCUUGUUCUUAAUCUCGCACUUUCUGUGCGUGCUGGCGAGGCACCUCGGCCGGAGGCAUACGCGAAUUUUUACUUUGGUAGUGUAGGAGAGCAUGCAUGGGGAGAUAUUGCUAGGAAGAUCGGGCCUAUCCUAUUGAAAAAGGGCAAGGUCGAAAAAGCUGAGGCUCGCAGCAUCAAGGCUGAUGAGGUCAAGAACUUUGCAGCUCUUACAACUAACUCACGUAGCACGGCGGAGAGGUCUCGAAAGCUUGGGUGGACUACGGUCGCCAAGAGCCUUGAAGAUACCUUGGAGGAGGAUGUAGAUGCGGUACUCGCUACCUUGAAUUAA
Messenger RNA from Rhizoctonia solani, 1011 nucleotides. Its product is annotated as NAD(P)H-binding family protein. Bases 1 to 1011 code for a protein of 336 amino acids. The transcript has 8 exons. NCBI's taxonomy places the organism in Eukaryota, Fungi, Basidiomycota, Agaricomycetes, Cantharellales, Ceratobasidiaceae. The record is from RefSeq and is a predicted model, not a curated record.